This is a messenger RNA of Pecten maximus, 446 nucleotides long. RefSeq lists its product as uncharacterized. The record is from RefSeq and is a predicted model, not a curated record. Bases 1 to 327 code for a protein of 108 amino acids. NCBI's taxonomy places the organism in Eukaryota, Metazoa, Mollusca, Bivalvia, Pectinida, Pectinidae. The transcript is spliced from 3 exons.
AUGUUCCCGUCUCCUGCCCUGCAGGUAGGGCAGGCCCACCACCGAGACCUUUCGGUUGGACUGAAGAAUGACGUUGGUCAGGUAGCCGAUCUUGAGCCGUACUUUGAUUGGGCCCUCAACGAAGAGUGUAUGGACUACAAUGAGUGUGACCAGUAUGGACCAUUCCUCCACAAUCAUAAGGCUGUGUUCCACGUCCAGUAUUCCAGCAAGAGCCACGGGUCCACCACGCGCAGUCACGUGUGCCACGCCUCGAACAAUGACCGUCCCCACCAGUUCAUGACCCUUAUCAAAGAGAAACUGGUGACUGACUGGAGACUCGCUUGCUAAACUGAGACGUACUCUGUAUUCUCAAAUCGUGAACUUUUUAUCUAGUAAUUGUCAAAAUAUUCGUUUGGGUAAAUUUGAAAUACAAUAUGUACUAUGAAUAAACUGUUUUGUCAGUUUCG